Messenger RNA from Cyprinodon variegatus (sheepshead minnow), 2197 nucleotides. RefSeq names its product arrestin domain-containing protein 3-like. The transcript has 8 exons. Lineage: Eukaryota; Metazoa; Chordata; Actinopteri; Cyprinodontiformes; Cyprinodontidae. Gene Ontology annotation, biological process: protein transport. Bases 237 to 1493 code for a protein of 418 amino acids. The record is from RefSeq and is a predicted model, not a curated record. Gene Ontology annotation, cellular component: cytoplasm.
ACAGGAGCAGAGCAGAGAGGCUGAGCUGAGAGCACCAACAGAGGGGGAGAGCUGCAGAAGCUGCCAGAUGAGCCAUCCCUGACAGCUGCAGACCCGGCUCUAUGCUGGGCACCCGCAGCGCCAGGCAGCGCAUCCAUCUGGGCCGCUCCCUUCUCAUCAACUCCUCUUUACACUCCAUUUUUUUAUACAUCUUCCUACUUUUAUUUGUUUAAUAUUUUUAUAUAAGCAUUUCCAUUAUGGUGCUGGGCAAAGUUAAGGCCCUGGCGGUCUACUUUGACUGCCUGAACGAGAACAACCUGCCCGUGUUCUCCGGGGGAGACCUGGUCUCCGGCAGGGUGGUGGUGGAGGUGACCGGGGACGUGCGCGUCAAGAGGCUGGACAUCACCGCCCGGGGGGUCGCCAAAGUCCGCUGGACGGAGUCGAGAAACGCCGGAGCCAACACGGCUUACACCCAGAACUACACGGAGGAGGUGGAAUACCUGCAUCACUGCGACACCCUGAUCGGAGAGGAGAGAGACGAAGAUGCUCUGGAGGAGGGCAUGACUGUGCUGCACGCCGGCCUGCAUGAGUUUGCUUUCAGCUUCAACCUGCCUCAGAUGGCUCUGGCCACCUCCUUUGAGGGGAAGCAUGGCAAUGUGAGGUACUGGGUGAAGGCUGAGCUGCACCGCCACUGGCUGCUGCCUGUUAAAGUCAAGAAGGAGUUCAUUGUCUUCGAACACAUUGACAUCAACACGCCUCUCCUGCUGGCACCUCAGGCUGGAACAAAGGAGAAGACGCUGUGCUGCUGGUUCUGCGCCUCGGGUCCAAUUUCCCUCAGUGCCAAAAUAGAGCGAAAGGGGUACACACCAGGUGAGUCCAUUCAGAUCUUUGCCGAGGUGGAAAACUGUUCAUCUCGUGUCGUGGUGCCCAAAGCGGCGCUCUACCAGACACAGACCUUCUUUGCCAAGGGCAAGGGGAGGCAGAUCCAACAGUUGGUGUCCAACCUUCGGGGAGAGCCUCUCCAGCAAGGGAAGAGCCAAAGCUGGGAGGGCAAGCUGCUCAAGAUCCCCCCGGUGUCCCCCUCCAUACUGGACUGCCCCAUCAUCAGAGUGGAGUACGCCCUUGUGGUGUAUGUGGACAUUCCCGGCGGGUUGAACCUGUCCCUUUCGUUGCCUUUGGUCAUCGGCACCAUUCCGCUCCAUGCUUGCUCCACCCGCACCUCCAGCAUCAGCAGCAGUUGUAGCUCCGCGAGCUGGAUGGGUCUGCCAGAAAGACCUGAGGCUCCGCCAAGCUACAGCGAUCUGGCAAUAUCAGAGGCUCACAGGCGGAACUGCCUGCAGGGGAGUGAUAGGUCUGAUGGGGUGGGAGAGGACCAAGGAUCUAUGCUGACAUACAUCACAGAGUUCAGAUAUCUUCCCCCGCCACUCUACUCUGAGGUGGACCCUUACCCUGACACAGUGGAGGUCUGCACUACUGCAGAUGUCAGACGACCUGAUAUGUGUCCGUCCCGCUGAGAGGAUCCUCGAAAAAGUCUCCGCAAAUGAGACAGGAUCAAACUCACCCGGAAUUCCUGAAGGAUUUCCCAACAGUAUGUGUCACCGUAGAUGUGGCUGGACCCUACCUGACCUGAGGACAGCCAGCUGAUGGAGGAAGGCGGUGACCCACAGACCACAUGGAGCAUGAUUACGCUUCCUGUCAUCAAGACGAGGACACAAAGAGCGUCUUUUGGCAGCGCGCUGAGAAACUGUCCCUCUGCUGCUCAGAAGGCGUCUCCUCCUCCCUUAUGGAGAAGUUUGCUCAGCUGUUUCCCUCUCUGAACGCCACGGGUCGACAUGCUUCAGUAGACUUCAGAGUCUGUAGUACUCUCAGGGGCACAUAAAGAUGAACACUAUCUCCACUGACACCAUAGCUCUGGCCGGAAGGCGGAAACGAUCUCUUAUUUUAAGGCGAGGUGAAAUUCACAGAUUGUCCGACCCAAACCAGAAACAACGACUUACAGAAAUGUGUCGCAUCAACGACCAACUCAAGGGCUCUGAGCUCAGCUUGAGUUUGAAUGUUUGUGUGUGUGAAAGGGUUACAGGGUGUGUGUGUCGAUUUAAAUGUUAAGACAAAGCACAACAUGGACCAACCCAAACAGCGAACCACAUGUUGCCUGUUGGUUUCUGCUCUGAGAUGAGCUUGGUGUAGCUGCAGAUUCUUCCACGUCAGAUGGAUGUUA